GGGGCGGGACGCCGCCCCGCCGCGGGUCGGGCCCUGUGUCAGCAGCCGAGCGGGCGCUCGGGCGGGACAUGGCAGGCUGUGUGGCCCGACGGGCCCUGGCCGUGGGCAGCCGCUGGUGGUCUCGAUCGCUAGCCACGGCCCGAGGGUCGAGGCCGCUGUGUGCGGUCGGUGGAGCAGGGGCCCUUCCGCCGGUGGCCUCAGCGACGACGCGAAGGCAUCUGUCGUCCCGAAACCGUGCAGAGGGCAAGGUGUUGGAGACAGUUGGUGUGUUUGAGGUGCCAAAACAGAACGGAAAAUAUGAGACUGGGCAGCUGUUCCUUCAUAGCGUUUUUGGCUACCGAGGGGUUGUCCUGUUUCCCUGGCAGGCCAGACUGUAUGACCGGGAUGUGGCUUCUGCAGCUCCAGAAAAAGCAGAGAACCCUGCUGGCCAUGGCUCUAAGGAGGUGAAAGGCAAGACGCACACUUACUAUCAGGUGCUGAUUGACGCCCGCGACUGCCCACAUAUAUCUCAGAGAUCUCAGACAGAAGCUGUGACCUUCUUGGCUAACCACGAUGACAGCCGGGCCCUCUAUGCCAUCCCAGGCUUGGACUAUGUCAGCCAUGAAGACAUCCUCCCCUAUACCUCCACGGAUCAGGUUCCCAUCCAACACGAGCUCUUUGAAAGAUUUCUUCUCUAUGACCAGACAAAAGCACCCCCUUUUGUGGCUCGAGAAACACUGCGGGCCUGGCAAGAGAAGAAUCACCCCUGGCUAGAGCUCUCUGAUGUGCACCGGGAAACAACCGAGAACAUCCGUGUCACCGUCAUCCCUUUCUAUAUGGGCAUGAGGGAAGCCCAGAAUUCCCACGUCUAUUGGUGGCGCUACUGUAUACGCUUGGAGAACUUGGACAGUGACGUGGUACAGCUUCGGGAGCGGCACUGGCGGAUAUUCAGUCUCUCAGGCACCUUGGAGACAGUUCGAGGACGAGGGGUCGUGGGCAGGGAACCAGUGUUAUCCAAGGAGCAGCCUGCAUUCCAGUAUAGCAGCCAUGUCUCCCUGCAAGCUUCCAGUGGGCACAUGUGGGGCACAUUUCGUUUUGAGAGACCUGAUGGCUCCCACUUUGAUGUCCGGAUCCCACCCUUCUCCUUGGAAAGCAAUAAAGAUGAGAAGACACCACCCUCAGGCCUUCACUGGUAGGCCAGCUGAGGUCCUUGAGUGCUCAGGUUGGGCCCUCAGAAUAGCUCUUAACCCAUAAUUGCUGCAGAACUCUAAAUCUCCCUAUUAGGGCCAAGUGGGCCUCUUUUGGGAUUGUUUUUGGAGGGGAUUAUAACUUUUCUUGGAAGACCCACAUAAGACUCCUCCAAGGUUGGCCCCUGCCCAGGCCCUGCCUACAUCAUGUUCCAGCAAAACUGUCAGGGAACUAUGUUCAGUUGUCACAGGUUGUCUGGAAUGUGAGGUGUGGUCAAUAAACCAGUGCUCACUUGGCCAUGCUGGCCAUUUUAUCCCCAGGGUCUCAGGCUCCCUGUUGGCCCUCUGGGAACUCUUGGUUGCUUUCAAGUCUCUUCUAGGGAGCCUCUGCUAGUAUGACUUCCUCAGAGGCUGGGCAUCUCCUGGGGGCACUGGCUGACAGUGGGCUGUGCUAGACUAAGUUCUCAGUCUCUUCUUUACCCUCUGCCCAGUACAGAAGAGGCCAGGAGGCCAGCAUUUAGGGUUCGAGUAGCCUGACUGUAAACACUGAUUAGCCACCAGCACCUCUGGCUUCACAAGGCCUGGAGAAGGGUGAGGCAAAACCAAUCAGGUUUCUUGGAGCUGUGGGCUUCUGAGCUUUGAGCAAAAGUCCGUCAGGCAUCCAGACCACAAGUGCAGGAAUUCAGCCAAGAAGCAGCUUAAGUUAUGGACAGUGACCAAGCCAAGCCGCUUUCCGAGCUUCUGUCAGAUCAACGGGAGGCAGAACUGGGCUGCACUUUGCAGCAGUUCUCAGGAUUCCUUCACCCCUGUAGUGACUGUUAGAGGCCCUUCCAUUCUUGCAUUAAAUCAGUUCCAGUCCUCGCGAGUGUUGUUCUUACUCUUCCACCAGGGGGAGUGUGGGUUUGUAGGACAAAGGAGCAAUGAGUUUUGUGACCUCCCUAGAAUACAAGGUCAUGGAGGGAACGGUUACCAGAACUGAGCCUACAGCUGUGAGCUGGCCAGGCUCUAAUCACUGGAAACAUGACUCGGCACCAUUGCAGUGUAACACAAUUUUAUUAGUAGUGUUUACCUCUGUCACUUAGGGUAAGCAAUCAAGAAUUGCAGGUAUGCUGUAAAAGACACAUUCUCUCAUGGCGGAACCUGUGCUACUCUUGAGGCAGACCAGUCCCACCCACCCCAGUUCAGCAAAGCCAGUAGCUGCUUGGUGUUUGUUAACAGCUCCCAGUUUGACCUUCAUCCAUGCUUUGUAUUUACUCCUCCUGGGCUGCUUGUGAUGAAAAAUUCAUCCUGCCAAGACCUACUGUAGGACUAGGAGUGGGAAAUCUCACAAAGUCCAAGCAAAGAAGCUCAAUCACUUUGGUGUUAGUGUUUUCUUUAAACCAAGAUAUUUUCAGUAAAAGAUGAAUGCCCA
Molecule: messenger RNA, 2577 nt
Organism: Chionomys nivalis (European snow vole)
Lineage: Eukaryota; Metazoa; Chordata; Mammalia; Rodentia; Cricetidae
Gene: Poldip2
Product: DNA polymerase delta interacting protein 2
Exons: 11
Coding region: 69-1175 (368 amino acids)
Biological process (GO): error-free translesion synthesis
Cellular component (GO): nucleus; mitochondrial nucleoid
Molecular function (GO): DNA binding
Source: RefSeq, a predicted model, not a curated record